AUGAUAACUCAGUACAAGCGCAACCUGUUAACGCUACUUGCCAUUGGUGGAUCGGCGUUGGGGCAGCAGUCGGCCUGGGGACAAUGCGGCGGAAUCGGAUGGAGCGGCGCAACAACAUGUGUAUCUGGGUACUACUGCUCUUUCCAAAACAAUUAUUACUCUCAGUGCAUUCCAGGUUCGGCCACUAGCGGUACUUCUACAACUACGCUCGUUACAACUACGCUCGUUACAACUACCUCUACGAAGACGUCUUCAACUUCUUCCGUGCCGACGGGCAAAGUAAAAUUUGCCGGUGUCAAUAUCGCCGGCUUCGACUUUGGCAUGGUGACUAGUGGUACUCAGGACCAGACUCAGGUCGUUGAUGAGUCUGUGGAUGGUGUCAACCAAAUGAACCACUUUGUCAGCGCUGACACCUUCAACAUCUUCCGCCUCCCGACAGGUUGGCAGUAUCUUGUUGCCAACAAUCUUGGUGGCUCUCUCGAUUCGACAAACUUUGGCAAGUAUGACAAAAUGGUUCAAGGCUGUCUUUCCUUGGGUGCUUAUUGCAUAGUCGAUAUCCACAACUAUGCCCGUUGGAACGGUGGUGUCAUUGGACAAGGCGGUCCAACGGAUGCGCAAUUCGUUAGCCUCUGGACACAAUUGGCGACUCAUUAUAAGAGCCAGAGCAAAGUCAUUUUUGGAAUCAUGAACGAGCCCCAUGAUCUUGAUAUCACAACCUGGGCUGCUACGGUCCAGAAGGCCGUGACUGCGAUCAGAAAUGCUGGAGCCACGUCUCAAAUGAUCCUGCUCCCUGGUACAGACUAUACAAGCGCUGCAAACUUCAUUGAGAAUGGCUCUGGUGCCGCUCUAGCAGCGGUAGUCAACCCAGAUGGAACUACCACUAAUCUGAUAUUUGAUGUUCACAAGUACCUCGACAGUGACAAUAGCGGCACCCACGCCGAGUGCACGACCAACAAUGUCGAUGCAUUCAACAGCCUCGCACAGUGGCUGCGCUCAGUCAAUCGGCAAGCUUUGCUGAGCGAGACUGGAGGCGGCAAUGUCCAGAGUUGCGGAACAUACAUGUGUCAGCAGCUUGAUGCCCUGAAUGCAAACUCUGAUGUUUACCUCGGCUGGACUUCUUGGAGCGCUGGGGCCUUCGAGACAUCCUAUGUCCUGUCUGAAGUGCCAACGAACGGUGUUGAUCAAUACUUAGUCCAACAGUGCUUUGUCCCUAAGUGGAAGAAUUGA
Messenger RNA from Penicillium daleae, 1227 nucleotides. RefSeq names its product Endoglucanase EG-II. Gene Ontology annotation, molecular function: cellulose binding; hydrolase activity, hydrolyzing O-glycosyl compounds. NCBI's taxonomy places the organism in Eukaryota, Fungi, Ascomycota, Eurotiomycetes, Eurotiales, Aspergillaceae. The record is from RefSeq and is a predicted model, not a curated record. The transcript has 4 exons. Gene Ontology annotation, cellular component: extracellular region. Gene Ontology annotation, biological process: glucan catabolic process. The coding region runs from base 1 to 1227 and encodes 408 amino acids.